Messenger RNA from Lolium perenne, 1387 nucleotides. RefSeq names its product phosphopantothenate--cysteine ligase 1. The record is from RefSeq and is a predicted model, not a curated record. NCBI's taxonomy places the organism in Eukaryota, Viridiplantae, Streptophyta, Magnoliopsida, Poales, Poaceae.
AUCUGAUCUCUGCUGAUCCCCGCCGACGUUGUAAACCGGCGAAUGCUCUCCUAUAAAUUCUCCUUCCCUUCUUUCCACUUCCUCGUCAAGCUGUCCACACCCGUUGGAGAUCUCCCACAAUGGUCGCGGCACAGGACCCGGAAUCCUUCUUCGCCACCGCGCCGCCGCUGCGCGACGCCGACGCCAUCGCCGCCAGGCUGCAAGAGUUCAUCGCUCGCAACUCCAACAACGCAGGGGCCGGCGGCGGGCGGCCUAUCGUGUGCGUGACGUCGGGCGGUACGACGGUGCCUCUGGAGCAGCGGUGCGUGCGGUACAUCGACAACUUCAGCUCCGGCCACCGCGGGGCUGCCUCAACAGAGUAUUUCUUGAAGGCUGGUUAUGCUGUUAUCUUCGUCCAUAGACGUGGGAGUUGCCAGCCUUACUGUAGGUUCAUGCCUGACGAUUCAUUCCUCAAGUUCUUAGAUGUCAAUGAAGAAUCAAAGGUUCAAGUGGCCGUGUCCCAUGAAACAGUGGUAAAGAAAUCAAUUGGAGACUAUUCCAAGGCUAUGGAAUGUGGCUCUCUGCUGAAAAUCCCAUUCACCACGAUAUUUGAAUACCUUCAGUUACUGAGGAUGGUGGGUACAUCUGUGAGCUCUGUCGGGCUACGCGGGAUGUUCUAUCUUGCUGCAGCAGUCUCCGACUUCUAUGUUCCUUGGGAUAGCAUGGCAAAACAUAAGAUUCAGUCAGCAGGAGGCCCUCUAGAGAUGAGGCUCAGUCAGGUUCCCAAAAUGCUUUCUGUAUUGCGGAACCAAUGGGCUCCCUUGGCAUUCUGUAUAUCUUUCAAGCUGGAGACAGAUUCAGACAUUCUUGUCCAGAAAGCAGAUAUGGCUCUGAACAAGUACAAGAUGAACAUUGUUGUGGCCAAUUUGCUAGCAACAUACAAAGACGAAGUCAUUAUUGUCACAAAUGGAGAAAAGAAUACCAUCCGAAGGUGCAAUACCGAUGAAGAUUUGGAAGAGCAGAUAAUCAUACUCCUAACACAGAAGCACUCAAAGUAUAUUUAUGGAUCACAGAUGGGUGCGACCAGGGUCCAGACUGAACUAUGAUAUGUCUUUACCGCACUGGUUUGGCCUAAAUCAUUAGAGUAUUUGAUUGGUAUCUGGGUAUUGAAAUCGAAAGAAAUCCCAGUUGGAUGUGAGCAAUCAGUAUACCUGUGAUCUGUAACGAUGCUGAUAGGAGUGUAAGCCGCCUCGACAUUUUCUUCUUCUAUAGUUCCAAUAUUAUGGAAAAGUGAAGCGAAAUGGGCCGUCACCUACUAAUAGCUUUCAGAUCCAAACAAAUCAUUGUAUUUUAGUAUACAAUUAUCGAAUACAGCAAUGUUUAUAUAUUCAAGUUCCAAAUUCACAUA